AUGCAUUGGCCUGCCAGUCACCCGUGGCUCGCCUUUGGGGCCCUGCCCGUUGCCAUUGCCCAGCUUCAGACCUUCUUCGCCUUGAUACAGCCAGUCUCUAGCGCCUCACCGACUCCAACCACGCCAGCCUCGUUGACGAGCCUGGCGACUCCCGCCACAACCGAGGACGUGAGCAACAUGAUGCUGACGACCGUCUUCACGCAGCCUCCGGACUGCAGCGGCGGGCUCACCACCGUCGACUUUUGGACCGGCGUGCUGUGGCAAAACAUCAUGCAACCGCUACCGUCCCUGACACUGUCUAGCUGCUACCCAAGCCAGUUCUCCUACAGUGCCAUGGCUACGGCCUCUUUGCCCCCUUUCAGCCAGCUGGUCUGCCCACAGGACUGGGAAACCUGGAAACUCAACCAGACUUACAUCAUCUGCUGUCCUCAAAAAUUCGGACCCUACCUGCCAAAUCGCAAAAACGCCAAUCGUCCCGGGCUGCACGGGUUGUGCACAUCAAAGAUCUUUCCGCAAAUCGGAAUGGACAUUACGAGCUACAGAGACUCGGGUCAAGUAACCGUCAUCCCGGGCGUGACAAGCACAGAUGCCGUGCUGGUCUUUGCCAGAGCUUUUGAUGGAUUCGCACCGAGCUUUACUGCUACUUCCCACUCGUCCAGCCAGAAUAGCUCCUCAGCCCCCAGAACAACACGGCAUCUCGUCUACGACCACCACAACUGCUCCGGCAUCGACUACCUCGGCUCCUCCAUAAUAUGCCUGAACAACAUGCUGGCGCAGUACUCGGAUCUGGGAUGUACUACAGCGGAUCCGGCUUGCCUUUGCCGCAACCCCAACUUCCUCUACGGCAUACGGGACUGCUCUAAUGCCGCAUGCAGCAACGCAAAUGAUGCCAGGAAUGUGAUCAACAUAGCGCUGCAAGAUACGCAACGAUUGGUAGACGAAGCUGUGAGACAGCAGAGCAUCUACAAUAACUGGCGAGUUAGGAAUCCCAGGCGCAACACCUACAAUUCUCAACAUUCCGCCGAGGCCAGAGCUUCCAAGAAUAAGAAGAGAAAUGAAGAACCGGACCCCCCAAAGCUUGACGCCAGGUUACGCCAGGCUGCUGCACUGGUUGCCGAGCAUCAAGCAGCACAGCAGCUUGCCAAUGGGACCCUGAACAUGAACCACACGGGACCGGCCGUUGGCAUCCCGGGGUUCAACAGGAGGACAGACACUUCCACCUAUUGGCUGCAGAACAUCAAGCACACCGGGAUGCCUCCCAUGGGAUCUAAUCGUUCCUAUCCUGUGUUCCGAGACGUGACUAACCCAAUGUUUGCGGGAGGAGCCAAAGGCGACGGCGUUAUUGAUGACACAGCCGCUAUCAAUUCCGCUAUCGCAUACGGCAACAACUGUGGCGAGAAUUGCUUGACAUCUUCCGUCAAAGGCACUCUCAUCUAUUUCCCAGCCGGCACUUACUUGAUAUCGUCACCAAUCAAUGCUUAUUAUUACUCUCAACUGGAUGGAGAUCCGAAAAUGAUGGCCAAAAUCAAGACCUCGGCUGGUUUUAUCGGACUCGGAGCCAUACAAACGGAUGUAUAUAUCCCUGGUGCCAGUGGUAGCAAGUGCAAUCCAACUUCUACCGCCAACACCGAUCCCGGCACCACGCAGAUAGGUAUCUUCACCGAGAAUGGCAGCGGCGGUUUCAUGUCAGAAGUCGUCAUAGACGGUGGCAAGUACGGCUUAUUGGGCAUCACGCUCCUCAACCCUGAAGCCCCAGGCAGCCAGCCGCCAGGUUCCAUCUAUCUCCUUGAUACCGCAUUUCUUAAUGUCAAUACCGCCGUGAAGGCAAACGCUAUGAAGAAAGACAUACUGGAAACAAGCAUCAUGACGUUCGAUAACAUCAACCUCCAACAGGUGGGCAAGUUCAUCCAGUUUACGGACGGGUCCGAUGUCGACUACCCUAGCUCGGAGCUCCCCUUCAUGGUUCUUGGUAACCAGCACACAGACUCGGGAUACGAAUACGGUAGUAAGCUACAGAGAUACCACGUAUCAAGAUCUCCUUCCCUGCUGGGCCUCGAGUCGAAAGCGUCCACAAACAGUUACUUCUACCGCAGCAGGCCGCAGUAUGAGAACUUGGAUACCGGAUCGGUUGUCAGUGUUAAAGACUACGGUGCAAAGGGCGAUGGCGUAGCAGACGAUACAGCAGCCGUUCAAUCGGCCCUGUCGGCUGGCACAACCAAGAAUUUGAUCUACUUUCCGGCAGGAUCGUACAUAAUAACCAAAACUCUGUUUGUUCCUCCGCAUUUCCGCAUUACGGGAGAAGUCUGGUCCCAGAUUGUUGCUUCGGGAAGCUUCUUUACAGAUAUGAAAAACCCCAGGCCAAUGGUCAAGGUUGGCGACCCUGGAGAUAGUGGCACCGUUGAGAUAUCUGACAUGCUCUUCACUUCCAUUGGCGCCUUACCAGGACUCGUCAUGAUGGAAUGGAAUGUGCAGGCUAAGGAGCAAGGCUCCGUGGGUAUCUGGGACGCGCAUUUCCGAGUGGGUGAAGCGUAUGGGAGCGAACUCCAAGUGGCCCAAUGCCCCAAAGUCGCGUCGAUUCCGUCGGUCUGUGUUGCGGCAGCCCUGAUGCUCCAUAUUACGCCGCAGUCAAAUGGCUACUUUGAGAACGUGUGGGCAUGGGUUGCGGAUCACGAUCUUGACGACCCAGCAAAUACCAUGGUCACUGUGGCUGCAGCCAGAGGCAUUCUGGUCGAGUCAGCAGCCGGCCCUACUUGGUUAUAUGGUACAGCCUCUGAGCACUCCAUGCUCUAUCAGUACAACUUCUACAACACGUCGAAUAUCUUUGCAGGAAUGAUCCAAACUGAGUCGCCUUACUUCCAAUACGCAGCUGCCACAGAAUCGCCUGGUCCUUUCAAGGACUCUGUGGGACUCUUCAACAACGACCCUGACUUUUCGAAUGACAAUUGUAACGGAACAGACCUGUCGUGCCGCUUGUCGUGGGCUGUCAUGGCCCAGGAUACAGUCAACGUCACCAUUGCUGGUGCAGGCCUCUAUUCUUGGUUCGAUGCGUACGAUCAGUCGGUCUGCGUCGAUGCCCAGAAUUGCCAGCAGCGUCUCUUCAACGAUCAGGGCAACAACGGCGGCUUCUGGCUUUGGAAUUUAAUCACUAUCGGAGCCCAGGAAAUGAUCAGCAACACCUUAACCAACGACUCCAUCUAUGCCAAGGAAAACACCCAGGCCAUAGCUCAUCCUUUUUGGAGUGCGCUUGCCAGCUACACGGAUGAUGCCACCCAGCGAGACAUUUCGUGCGAUGACGAUGACACAUCCCCGGCCUGCAUGACCGAGACCAUAUGCGAUAAAACAAAGAGCUUCGCCACCAUGGACCAGCUUGCAGCCGCCAAGGGAACUUUUGCUGAUGUUUGCGCCGACUAUUAUGCCAUCAAGACUCUUCAGUCCACACUCAGAAGCAGCCUCGAUACAUACAAGUCGGUGAAUAAGGGCUACGACGAAGUCUUUGGCAAAUAUCAGGAGUACGUCAAAGAAAUGAUUCCCAUGGCGCUGUCACAGUUUAUGUCAACGCCUAACGGGCUCGACGGUUCUCCCGGGCCUGGAAACAAGUAUUUCCAGUGCACGUUCGAAGCCGAUGAUCUUGUGGAAACGCAACAAUGCCCUUUCACUGAAAUACAGCUGGCCUCGUACGAUUCAUACACGAUGACCUACAAGCUCGUCAACGAGAGCGGCUUUUUCGACGAGCUUUCCAAGACCUACAGCAUCUCGAAGGACUGGGUAAAGUUUGGCCGGACCUCCAUCAAGAACCACAAAGUCACUUGCCAACACGACUUGUGCACGCAGCCGUUCGACCAGGAACUGGUCAAUUUCCCAAAGGCUGCCGAUAACAUACAGGUGGCGAACCCCAAGGAUAUCAUCACCAAAGCUCUUCCCAACAUUGGGAAGCUGCAAAACGCAAUCGCCGCCCGAAGGAUGGACGUGGCCUUGAACACGUGGCUCGGGCCGACCAACGAUAUCGUGCAGGUCAUCAGCAUGCCCGUCUUCGCCAUCCAGCAGGCACUUGACUCGAUGGAGCAAGCCAAGGAGCUGGGGCAGGCGCAGGCUCAGAGGGACAAGACGCAACUGAUCUUGACCAUUCUCAGCAUAGUCUUCGCGUUUGUACCUUUUCUCAAUGAGCUGGCGCCGGAAAUUGCGGCUCUAGAUGGCGUCUUUGCUAUGCUGGGUGCCGCGGGCACCUUUGCCCUGGGGAUCAAGAGCAUCGUGGACGACCCUCUGUCCGCCCCGAUGGAGAUUUUGGGCUUCCUGACGCUUGGCGUGGGGAGGAGCGCGAAAGACUUUGCCAAGGUGGCGGAUGCGCGGCGCGGCAUCAAGGACGGCGAUCUUGCCAAGAUGGGGAAGACGUUCAAGAAGCAUGAUGAUAGCCUCCAGAAUGUCAUCAAACGGAAGUGCAAGAUUUGA
Ustilaginoidea virens is the source of this 4446-nucleotide messenger RNA. RefSeq lists its product as uncharacterized. Lineage: Eukaryota; Fungi; Ascomycota; Sordariomycetes; Hypocreales; Clavicipitaceae. Gene Ontology annotation, molecular function: polygalacturonase activity. The record is from RefSeq and is a predicted model, not a curated record. Bases 1 to 4446 code for a protein of 1481 amino acids. The transcript has 14 exons.